AUUUGUUCAUGAAAUUAACCUAACUCAGAGUUACUUGGUAUUCAGGUUAUCUUGGCCACGGCCUGAUGGAUAAGUUCCGUGCCAUAUUCAUCAGGCGGCGCCAUAUUAGACUAUAUAGCUGCGGACGAAGUCAGGGAAGGAGCAGUAUUCCACAUGACAAGGGUACUCAGGUCGCAUUAAUCACUUCGCAGAAUACUCGAGCUAACUUGCCGGCAGACAUGACUUCCUUGACUCAACGGAGUUCGGGCCUCGUGCAAAGGCGGACUGAAGCUUCGCGCAACGCCGGUGACAAAGACCAUCUGUCCGGCGAGGAGGACCACAAGCCCCGACGGAGUGAGGAGCAGGACGGAGAUGACCCCGGAGACGCCAAAGAAACACGUCUCACCUUGAUGGAAGAAGUGUUGUUGUUGGGACUGAAGGACCGAGAGGGCUACACCUCAUUCUGGAAUGACUGCAUUUCAUCAGGGUUGCGGGGGUGCAUGCUGAUUGAACUGGCCCUGCGAGGACGCCUUCAGCUGGAGGCUUGUGGCAUGAGGAGAAAAGGUCUGCUGGCUAGGAAGGUGAUUUGUAAGUCAGAUGCUCCAACAGGUGAUGUGCUCUUGGAUGAAGCCUUGAAACACAUAAAAGAUACCCAACCACCGGAGACUGUGCAGAGCUGGAUCGAACUGCUCAGUGGAGAGACGUGGAACCCCCUAAAGCUUCACUAUCAACUGCGGAACGUCCGUGAACGGCUGGCCAAAAACUUGGUAGAAAAAGGUGUUCUUACUACCGAGAAGCAGAACUUCCUGCUUUUUGAUAUGACCACACAUCCUCUGACCAACAGCAACAUCAAACAGCGCCUCAUCAAGAAGGUCCAGGAGGCCGUAUUGGACAAGUGGGUGAAUGACCCUCAUCGAAUGGACAAGCGGCUGCUUGCACUCAUCUUCUUAGCCCAUUCCUCAGAUGUCCUGGAAAAUGCCUUCGCCCCGCUGCUAGAUGAUCAGUACGAUUUGGCUAUGAAGAGAGUGCGGCAGCUGCUGGAACUGGAGCCUGAAGGAGAAAGCAUGAAGGCCAAUACCAAUGAGCUGUUAUGGGCUGUGGUAGCUGCCUUCACCAAAUGAGGCUACCACAAAGUGGACAGCAAGCAGUCGUGGCAUUUAAGUGGCAUUGUACUUAGGGGUAGGAACCAGUGUACUGGUGAACUGACUCUUUACCCCUGCCUGUACUUUUGGAAUGGGUUGUCAUUUUUUCUCAUUCCUCUCCCUCUCUCCUUUUCUUUUCCUUCCAGAUAAUUGUUCUUGUUGAUCCUUCAUGGCCUUGUUUCUCCUAUGGGUCAUUAAUGUAUCCUCUUUUGCUAAAAAAUAAUAACUCAGCUUAUCAAACUUGAAAUGAAGUGGUUGGUGUUGAUAUGACUGAGGACAAAAUCAAGCUGUCAAUUCAUAUCCUCUGUUCCUUCUGUUGGGCUUAUCUCUCUAACCGGUUCUUAGAGGUAUGGUAGGAAUUACUUGCAGCUUGACAUAUCUGACAACCCCAUUGUGAUGUACAUGUACGAAUCCAUGUACAGGGCGGUGAUUCUGAAUAGGAGUGAAAGGUUAGCUGGUUAUCCUGACAGAUCUUUAAAUGGAUGUUUUCUACCAAAUGUGGUUUGUGUAUGGAUCUAAUAUAUUUGCUGUCGCAGCAUUCUUAGACUUUUAUGUCAAGUACUGGGAGACAGCUAAUGUGGUCAAAUCCAAAACCCAUUUUACUACCUAGCACUGUGUGCUGUCACCAUUGUUUUUACUCGGUUAAUACCUCUUAGUCCAUCCCAUCCAUUCAUGAUAUACAGUGUACCUGUUGUCUGCCCAGGUCCAUCCUGGCCAGACGGAGGUGUAUACCCUGGACAGUAUAUCACAGGCCUGACAUUUACAGUAGAGACAGACAAGCAUUCACAUCUGCAGUUUACGGUUUGCCCACUCUGUAUGGGUCAGAUGAUGGGAUUGUGGGGGAAACCCACACAGGUACUUAAAAGAUAUUCGCACUCCACACAGAAAGGCCUGAUGGAUUCAAACUGAGGAUUUUCUUAGUGUGAGGUGAUGGUGCAGUCCACAUAGCCACUGUUGUCUGACAUUCCAUCCUUCCUGCCUAAGGCUGUAGAGCAGGUUAUUCAUUCAAUAAGCCUAGACAUGCACAGAAGCUGUGUACAGUCCUGAGAAGAUGGAAUGCUGACUUGUAUGACUUUCUUUAUCACUUACUUUGACCUCAGCCUCACUGAAAAUGUUGUAAAAAGUUAGAAGUGAAAAGCCAAAACACGGUAAACAUCAUUGGACAGUUAUUUGGGGUACUGUGUAAAAAUAGAGCUGAAAUAAUUCCUAAAUUCUACAAAUAUGCAAGAUUGAUGCAGCUGAUAUGUAUGUUAAAGGAAGGAAAAAUAAAUAUACAUAAGUGAAAACAAGUUAUACUGUUUUAAAUAUUUCUUGACCAAAAGAUUUUUUUUAAAUAAUGAAACAUAAAUUUAGGUGGAGAACCUGGGCUGGGAUUAUGUUUCUUCUAGUUUACCAGGGUAAAACACCUUUUUGCGUAAGUGACAGUUGAGGCUCCAACUUAAAUAUUUUAAUGGCAGGAACAAACUCAGGAAAGCAGACCCAAACAGUGUCAUCUACCUUUGUUAGCAAAAUUCGAAUAGACAUUAAGUUUACACUUACUAGUGAAUUUAAAUGUAGUCCAGGAGACUUACUGCAGGAUAAAUGAUCUCACCUUUUAGAGUUGUACAUGGAUUAGGAAAAAAAAGCACUUUCAAGUCAUUCACUCAAAAUAUUUUGUAAAAUAUAUUUAUCCUAACAUCUAUGUCAAUUCCAAGGCUUUUAGCUAAGAGGAGAGUUCCAGGAUGUGUUUACUCACUUUAAAACACACUGGGUCAGACAUAAGCUGCUGCCAUAGCAUCUCCAAAACAUGAAAAAGAAAAUCCAGCUAUUUCCAAAACUAUCUCAUACACAUUUUAUAUUUGAUUCAAUAUAUUUUUUGUAUUUAACACAGAGAAAUGCAACAUUGGGACUACUUCUUGACCAACAUGAAAGUCCUGUCCUCAUUGUAGAGGUUACAGCCAUGUUUUAACCAACUGUUAGAAUUUUUAUUUUGUUUUUUAAAGGUUUAAUGGAACUAGGCUAGUGGUGUCCACCUGAUUCCAUACUGAGCUUGGCUAAACAUAAUUCAGGAACAUAUCACUGUAUUGGAUUCAUAUCUCAUAUGAGUGUGAGUUUGAUGGCAAAUAAGUGCAUUUCCUAAACUUUAGCUAUGCUUUAAUGUGCAGAAUAGAGUCUUGCUGUGCAGUUACCUGCGGGUGCUCUAAAUCAAUCCACUGUAUUUACUAAACUUUGAAAAAAAUCUGAUAGAUGAUCUAACAUACCAAGUCUAUCCAGAUGAAACUGAUGAUGGGCUCACAUUCCAGAUGUUGCUGUAUAUACUUGUGUAUUUCUGUCAGGCACAAAUUCAAAGGACAUUUUGUCACUAUUGUUCUGUCAGCUUUCUAAAGUCUAUCAUUGUUCAUUUGCACUGUCUUUAAAAAUGUUGGACAUCUGUGCUCUAAAACAGCCAACAAAGCCUUUCACAAAGAAAUAUACCUUGCUCUUAUUUCAUAUUGCCUCGUUUUUAUGAAUUUUAUUUCCAAAUUUAACUGUCUAACACAACUUUGGCUGCUUUUUUGUGAAAGAUUGCUUUAUUACAGAUACCAGGGAUGCACUGAUACCAGUAUCGGGUCCAGUACCGCCCUCUAGUAUUGUACUCAUACUCAUAAAAGUUGCCUGAUACCACAUUACAUGAACCUCACACUGACUGAGCAGGUCAUUUCUCUGGUUUUAUCAUUCUGACA
Messenger RNA from Monopterus albus (swamp eel), 3823 nucleotides. It is a transcript of the gene golph3a, whose product is annotated as golgi phosphoprotein 3a. The transcript is spliced from 5 exons. Gene Ontology annotation, cellular component: Golgi cisterna; trans-Golgi network; cytosol. Bases 66 to 1100 code for a protein of 344 amino acids. Gene Ontology annotation, molecular function: phosphatidylinositol-4-phosphate binding. NCBI's taxonomy places the organism in Eukaryota, Metazoa, Chordata, Actinopteri, Synbranchiformes, Synbranchidae. The record is from RefSeq and is a predicted model, not a curated record. Gene Ontology annotation, biological process: Golgi vesicle budding; retrograde vesicle-mediated transport, Golgi to endoplasmic reticulum; Golgi to plasma membrane protein transport.